AUGGCGGGCGGGGCCCGGGAGGUUCUCACACUGCAGUUGGGACAUUGUGCUGGUUUCGUGGGCGCGCACUGGUGGAACCAGCAAGAUGCUACGCUGGGCCGAGCGACCGAUGCUAAGGAACCGCCGGGAGAGCUGUGCCCCGACGUCCUGUAUCGUACGGGCCGGACGCUGCACGGCCAGGAGACCUACACGCCGCGACUCAUCCUCAUGGAUCUGAAGGGUAGUUUGAGCUCCCUAAAAGAGGAAGGUGGACUCUACAGGGACAAACAGCUGGAUGCCGCAAUAGCAUGGCAGGGGAAGCUCACCACACACAAAGAGGAACUCUACCCCAAGAACCCUUAUCUCCAGGACUUUCUGAGUGCAGAGGGAGUGCUGAGUAGUGAUGGUGUUUGGAGGGUCAAAUCCAUUCCCAAUGACAAAGGUCCCCCACUACUCACCACGUCUACAAACCCAAAACCACUUAUCCCUACAGAGGACAGCAUAAGGGUCUGGUCAGACUUCCUCAGAGUCCAUCUCCAUCUCCGGAGCAUCUGUAUGAUUCAGAAGUACAAUGAUGGGGAAGCAGGUCGGCUGGAGGCUUUUGGCCAAGGGGAAAGUGUCCUAAAGGAACCCAAGUACCAGGAAGAACUGGAGGACAGGCUGCAUUUCUACGUGGAGGAAUGUGACUACUGCAGGUGUGGCGUGGCUGUGUGUACCCCAGGGUGGAAGCUCUUCUCAUCCCCCUAUCUUUUGUCACUCACCUCUGCCCAGGGCUUCCAAAUCCUGUGUGACCUGUAUGAUGGCUUCUCUGGGGUGGGCACUAAGGCCACAGAGAUGCUACAAGAUGAAUAUUCAGGGCGGGGAAUAAUAACGUGGGGCCUGCUAUCUGGUCCCUACCAUCAUGUGGAGGCCCAGAGAAACAUCUAUCGUCUAUUAAACACAGCUUUUGGUCUCAUGCACCUGACUGCUCACAGCUCCCUCGUCUGCCCCUUGUCCCUGGAUGGGAGCCUGGGCCUGCCAGAGCCACCUGUCAACUUCCCUUACCUGCAUUAUGAUGCCACUCUGCCCUUCCACUGCAGUGCCAUCCUGGCUACAGCCCUGGACAAAUUCACUGCUCCUUAUCGCCUGUGUUCCUCCCCAGUUUCCAUGGUUCAGCUGGCUGAUAUGCUGAGCUUCUGUGGGAAAAAGGUGGUGACAGCAGGAGCAACCAUCCCUUUCUCCUUGGCUCCAGGCCAGUCCCUUCCUGAUUCCCUGAUGCAGCUUGGAGGAGCCACCCCGUGGACCCCGCUGUCUGCAUGUGGUGACCCUUCUGGAACACGUUGCUUUGCCCAGUCAGUGGUGCUGAGGGGUAUAGACAGAGCCUGCCACACAAGUCAGCUCACCCCAGGGACUCCUCCACCCUCCCUGCUGCACACAUACACUGGGGAAGAAGUCUUGGCCCAGUAUUUACAGCAGCAGCCUAGAGUCAUGAGUUCUUCCCAUCUGCUGCUGACCCCCUGCAGGGCGGCUCCUCCUUACCCCAACCACUUCUCAAGCUGCAGUCCGCAGGGUAUGGUUCCGGAUGGUUCCAUGAAGGGAGUGGCAGUGGAGAGCAUCCCAGUGUUUGGGGCACUGUGUUCCUCUUCGUCCCUGCACCGGACUCUGGAAGCCUUGGCCGGAGACCUCACCAAACUUGACUUGUGGUGCUGGGCCAGCUUCAUGGAUGCUGGAGUGGAGCACGAUGACGUAGCAGAGCUGCUGCAGGAGCUGCGAAGCCUGGCCCAGUGCUACCAGGACGGUGACUGACAGCCUCGUGGACUCAAGUUCCCAGUGUGGGGCAGGUGCUAGCUUGCAAUGAGAACAGCUGGAUGCAGGUGUCUUCAUGCAGAAGAGCUGUGUCACAAGACUAGCUACACCAACACACACACUUAUUACAUUUAGAAACCCUGUGAUUAGACCACAGAACAAUAAAUAUGUGCCAUCAGACCAAAAAAAGGUAGAGAAAGGACCUGAGCCCCACUCUCACUCGAUGCUGUUUACAGAGCACAUCAUAAGGUUUUCAUAAAAGCCCUUGAAGGAUGCCUAGGAUGGCACAGCCCCUGGGCCCGACUCCAACCUCCGGCCUUUGUCCUCGUCCUGGGCUCCUGGUCUCCAGCUUUGUAAACUGGGUGCAAGGGUUGUACAAGGAGAGUACAACUGCCCUGCUCCCCGGUGUCGGGGCACCUGUUGGGUUUGGUCCUGUGUGGAUGAUACCCAGGCAUUCCCAGAGUCUCACUCAUCCAGCUCCUCUUCAGAUAGAAGGUCCCCAUGGUCAGACAGCUGGUCCGCAUUGCUGGUACUGGUCGCAUCAUCCUCAUCCUCGGAGCUGGCCUCACAGGCAGUGUGGAAGAGCUGCAUGAGUUCUCGAAAACGGUGGGAAACCUGAGAAAGGAGGAGGGCUGUAUUCACUGAUCCUUAGAAACAGGUUAACAUCUAUGAAGCACU
Messenger RNA from Callithrix jacchus (white-tufted-ear marmoset), 2442 nucleotides. Lineage: Eukaryota; Metazoa; Chordata; Mammalia; Primates; Cebidae. The record is from RefSeq and is a predicted model, not a curated record.